UAGUACCAGUCAGUGUGUCUCCAUUCUCGUUUGCUAUGACACGCGAAACGGCCAAUCCACCUGUGGCCGCGCCAAGGACGAAAAAGGUUAGAAAUCCCGCUCCUUUGCCUCCACCGCCGCCGCCACCAUGCCUCCACACACCAGUGGAAUUUACAGAGGAAAGUCCUCCACCUCCUUAUGCCAAACGCGAAAAGAAAGGUAAAAAAGCUCCAAAACCACCGGUUCCAGAAAAACCUUGCCUAAAAAUCGAGAUUAUUGGAAGUUGCAGUCCCACAGAAACUCAAUCCUUGUCCGACGAAAUAUUAACUGUUGCCGUUUUAACCGAAGUUGAGGAUAAUUUAGUGGAGACUGCUGCAGAAGAAAAAUGUUUCGUUUUGCUUGAAACCUCGGAGCCGACGGAAGUAAAUCUCACUGACGAGAAUGACGAGGGCGGAUUGCCUAAUUAUGAUUUUAAAUCAUUGGACAGCGUGGAGCGUUCUGAAAAUCAUGAAAAUUUUGGGCAAGAAGUGAAUGAUAUGCAGUUGGAAAAUGAUCAAGGCGCGGUUUUCUUUGAAACUGACGCCUAUGUGGAAAAUAUCGUCGUGACGGAAAAUGAGGAAUUUUCAAAGGCGCCGAAAAUUAUUGACGAAAUUCUGAAACCUGUUGAAGAAAUACUUGUUCUGGACGAGAAUUUUGAUUUAAGGCCUCCUUCUUUUAUCCCUUUGACCGAGGAAGAAGAAAAUGAGCCCGUUUCCGGGCUGACUCUGAUCAACGCGGGGCUACCUCCAGUCUCGGGUUUGCCACCAAUUCCAGCCACACCUGUUGAGUCAAAGAGCAUUUUCAAAUUUUACACACCCUCACAAUUCAACCCCAGGGUUAACUCGACGGGAGCUUUUAAGGUGAAACCUAUAGAUUUUGGUCUUCCAAAGCCCAUAGAACAGGUUGCCGAAAGCGCUCUCGGUGACAAUAAACAAAAAAUUAUGGAACCUGUCAUCGAUGAAAAAUUAGAAAAUCAGACUUUGGAAGAGACGAAAACGAGCACCAAAGACCAACUUCUUUUGAGCUUCGAUAGCAUCGACGAACCGGAAGAAACAUUAGAAAUUGAUGAUCAGGCUGGGAGUGAGGAGAAUCUUCAAAAACUACCUGAAACAAAGGCACCGGCUGAAAUAAACAACCCAUUGAAAAUUUUAAUCGACGAGGUUGAGGAUGACAUUUUUGGCAUUGCUAGAAAAGACGGAGGCACUUUUUCGGUGGCUGCUAUUUCUCCUAGAGAGAACCAGGGCACGGAAACGAUCCAUCAAAAUUUCAAUAAUUUCACAAAACACAUGUUAGCGAAUGACUACAUUUUGAUUGAGGCUGGAAAGCAGCCUAUCAAUGCAGAGGAAAAAUCUAAUUCGAAGGCAGGCGGUGCGUCAAACUGGGUGAUUGAAAAGUGCGAAACUAUUUUGGAGGAGAGAGCUUUUGACGUCGACUGGGGUCAAUUUUCGGCCAACGGCGAAAAGGAAUCUCCAAAUAAAGAUUUUAAUGAGCAAUUAUGGCCGGUCGACUACGACGCUUUGUACGACAAUCAGCCAAAUGAGCCGCACUCUGCCCCGGAAGUUGAAUUAUUAUCGGAGAAAAUUGAAAGCAAUGUAGAGCGAAAUGAUGAGGCAGAGGAAAAUAAUCCACCAAAGGAAGAAGAGGAAUGCGAACCAGUUCAAAUAACGAAUGCUUUGAUCCCUGACGUGACUGAGGAGAUUUUUGCAGAAUCGGAAGAAGCUGCAGAAAAUAAUGACGAGGAAAAAUCAGCAACUGAAGAGCCGCAAAACCCAAAUGAGCGUGAAGUCCGUCUUGAAAAAUCGUGGGGCAUACUCGGACUUCGUCUAGAGGUGACAUGUUUGGAGGAAGAUGAAGAGUUUGCGGUCGUCAUCGCUGAGGUGAUGCCUGGAGGAGCGGCAGAGCACGAGGGCACAUUAAAACCCGGAGACCGAAUAUUGGCAGUGAACGGAUCAGCGGCGGGCUCUCUUGAAGAGACGGUGCGUCUGUUCCGAAUCGGCCCCGAUGUGGUGCAGCUGCGAAUUUUGCCCGAUGCCGCCGCGACCGUAGAAAUGGGCUCCAAUGUGAGCUGCGAAAAAGGACUUCACAGGCGCAGCGUGUCCAGCGGACACAUCGAUGCGCCCCUUCCUCGCACUUCCAAAGUGGCUCACUUGGCCAACCACAACGGAAGCCAAACGCUGAAUAAACACUGCGCCUCUCUGCCGGACUACUUGGACAGGGAGAACGACCCUGAGAACAACAACCGGGUCAACAGCCAGCUCAACAUGGAGCUCAAACUGCACUCGUUGCUGCCAAGAGACAACGGCGCCCCGGAGCGUCUGCCACCUUUGCUGCUACCUCCGCCGCCACUCUUCCACGACGCGGUCAACGACCAGGGCUACGGCUCGGAAAGGUCGCCUGAAGAAGAAAAGAUACCUCUGCUUCUUCCCAAAUACCCUUUCAUAACUCAAGAAAAUGUGUUCGAAGUUAACUUGUCUAAAGGAAGCAGGGGGCUCGGCCUUAGUGUUACUGGAGGUGUAGACUGCGCUAAUGAGCCCUGGCCAGGGUUGAUUAGGAUAAAGCGACUGUUCCCUCGCCAGCCAGCCUGGCAGGACGGCAACCUGGCUCCAGGUGACGUCCUUCUUGAAGCCAACGGCAUUCAUUUGACUGGCAUGACUAACUAUGAGGCACUUGAAGUGCUGAGAACUACCUCAGUAGACGUGACGCUGAAAGUGUGCCGGCCACCAGCGGGAGCAGGACUGCUUUCAGUUGAUCUCGAUGAAAGCGAAAUCAAACCACUUGGGUCUAAUCUGAGACUAAAUAUUCCUCCUCCGGAGCACAGUGACGAGAGCAACGACGAAGGGGACGGAAACCAUUCCAAAGAUAAGGGACCUGUUAGCGGAGAGUUUACUAUUACAAUUAACAAAAUUGAGAAAAGUCUGGGAUUCACUCUCUGGAAGGAAGACACUAGUAGACUGGGACACUAUGUGCGAGCUUUGGUGAAAGAGCCCGCAGUGAGUGACGGCAGAAUUAGGCCUGGUGACAAAAUAAUGGCUGUGAAUGACGUUGAGUUUUCUGAAUUGUCACACGAAGAAGCGGUUGCCUUUCUGCGAAAGUGUGGAGAAGUCGUCACGAUCAAGCUCUACAGAGAUGCUGCACAGACGCCUCUUUCGAUCCUCUCGCCCACCGAAGGCUUCAGAACGUUUCCUCGGACAAGGCCUAUUCUCAGGAAAGAGGCCAUGGACAUGCUGAACGAUUUGGCAGGCAAGAAGCACGGUUCGCCCCACGACUCUGACCGCAACCGCAGAGCUUCAGACGGUCAACCUCACAAACAUUUUCCUCCAAAAAGUUCUUCCCCUAGAAGGAAAAAGCUCCAGACACCCCCUAGCCAAGGAGAAAAGAAAGUGGUGGAAAAAACAGCGGCUCUAGAUGUGACUGACGCAUCAGGACGAGCUGCUCUCCAACUCAGCCUACAAGCUCUUGCUGAUGCAAAAAAUGAAGAGAACCAGUCUCGAAGCAGCAGCAGGCCGGUCUCGUUAGAUCUCAGCACACCUUCCAGUGUUCGAAAACAAAAGUUCCAAUUUAUAUCGCCGUCAUUCAGUGGCGAGGAAGACGAGGAUGACAGUUCCAUAAUUGCAGGCCUGAGUCCCCCCAAUGAAUACCCUGGGCCUAGCAGUUUAGUGUCGCAGCCUGCCAGCAUGCCUCCGAUGAAUUUGGAGGCCUCGUCGUACCGAAAACCCCUGUACCAGAGCGCAAAUUUUUCUGCCACACAGUCACCUUCCUUGUCCGCCUCUUCGGACCAGGAAAUUUCUCAAAAGCAGCAAAAUCCUCAUGGUUUGCUCAAGUGGAAGGGGGUCAUGUUGAACCCCCUUUCGAAAGCCUCCACUCCAGCCACGCCAGUUCAGAAACCGCCGCCGACAAACCUUGACAACGUUGACGGAGAGGUUCUGGUUGUCGAGUUGAGUCGAGGCUGGAAUAGUCGGCUUGGCUUUACACUGACUGAGGCCGAGGGUGGAAAAACAGUAAUAAAGCAGAUUUACCCUGAUAGUGUUGCUUACAAAGACGGUCGGCUGAAAGCAGGGGACCAUGUUGUCAUGGUCAAUGACGAAAAUAUGGAAGUUCUACCCACAGCCGAAGUUAUUGACUUGGUGCGCAAAAUUCGUGGAUCUGUAGCCAUCACCGUGGUUCGGCCAAGGAAGGAAGAAUAGCUCAUUUGAGAAAUACUUACGAAUAUUUACACAUACAUUUUCAGUUAAAGCCUAUUGCAUAUCUGCUCCGAAUUAGCCAUAAUACCUGAUUGUUAUUUGGCAAGGUCAGUUAAUCAUUGAAUGCUGCGAGCUUCAAAGAAUCCCAUCAACUAAGUCAUUAUAAUAUAGAUCCAAACUUUAGGACACAUUCUGAUUUUAUAGGCAGGAGAAAAGUUAAGUGUUUAUGAGAAUUUAUAGAGAGCAGACUCUUGCUGAUUAUUAAAUUGCAAUGAAGUUUCAGGAGAGUUCCAAUUUUGGACUACCUUUAGAGAAAUGAGCACCUGUGCAAGAUAUGGGUAAUGGCUGGGGAAAGCACAGCACUUGCGCUCAUUCAGCCUGUUAUUGAAAAAGGAAAAUGUAACUAAAAGUAGGCUUGCCUGGCACCAUUGUGUAA
Messenger RNA from Neocloeon triangulifer, 4635 nucleotides. RefSeq lists its product as uncharacterized. The record is from RefSeq and is a predicted model, not a curated record. NCBI's taxonomy places the organism in Eukaryota, Metazoa, Arthropoda, Insecta, Ephemeroptera, Baetidae. The transcript has 15 exons. Bases 36 to 4202 code for a protein of 1388 amino acids. Gene Ontology annotation, molecular function: protein binding.